AUGGUUGUAACCACAUAAUCCACCGUUACGUUACCGCGAAAUUGUAUGCGGUAAAGAUUGCUCUAAUUAAAAUAUGCCUUAACUAAAAGAUACAUAUUAUCUAUUAUAUAAAAAAUUACAUAUAUAUAUUUAUUUAUUAAAAAUAUGAGUCAUCGGGAAACAGUAGUCUAUCAUCAAGUUAGCGAAGAAACAACUCUAUUCUCUACCACUACGAGGACGAGUGUAGUUGAUUAUGCUACUAUUUCAAAAACUAAACAUAUUUAUUCAUAUAUUACACUAGCAGAUAUAUUUCAAAAAGUAGUUUAUACAACAAUAAUAACCAGUCUGCUGCUAUAUAUUUAUUUAUAUUUAAAACUUGGUUCAAAAUAUGCUAUUGCAGGCUAUUUUGUUUUUACAUGUUUAUCAUGGUUUACUGCUGCGGCAGUAAAUUUUUUAGACGACUAUUUAUCAAGAAAAAUGGGUAUAAUGAUUGGUUUUGGAUUUUUCAUUAGUGGAGUUGCUAUUAUAUCUGGAUUGUCGCACUACAUUGUUGAUAAUAGUACUUUAAGGUAUAUUGUUUUAAUCCCUUUAUAUUUUAUUUGCAUUGGAGAAAGUUUGUGCAAAACAUUAUUAGGUGAUUUUGGGCAUGAACAAUUGUCUAAAGUUAGAUUCACAGAGCAACUAAAGGCAUAUACAGAUAAUGUGUAUUGGAUAGGACAUUUAGGUGCAAUAUUUUUAAUAGCAUUUUUGCUAGGUAUUGCAGAGUUUGCCAGUUUUGAAGUAAGUUAUGGGCUGUGUUGUGUCUCACUUGCUUUUGGAAUGGCUUCUUUUAUGAUGGGUUGGUCGAAAUUUGCUAAACAAGAUUCAUUGAAAAAAUACAGUAUAAAGCUUUUAUUUUUACUUUUUAAAGAAAGCAGAAAGAUAAAGAAAGAGUUAUCUCAACGAUGCAAGAGUGAAAUGGUUGAUGAUUCUACAAGUUUUAAAGGUUCUCCACAACAUUGGCUUGACUAUGCAAGAACCAAGUUUGGCGGAUCAUAUUCAGAUUCAAUUAUCCAAGAAGCCAAAUCUUUUUUUAAAAUGUCACAAAUUUUUAUCUCAUUUAUUCCCUACUGGAUUUGUAAUGCUCAGGGUUAUAGCACAUUUAUUUUUCAAGCUUUUCAUCUCAAUACAUCAUUUGGAAGUUAUACAUUUGCUGUUUCAUGGAUUGCCCUUGUUAAUAUCAUUGCUGUACUUACUUUCGUAAAACUCUUUGAAAAAGUUCUGUUUCCUGCUCUUCGUAGAAAUGGUUAUAGUUUUCUCACAAAGUGGAGGAUUAUUGUAGGAAUGAUGUGUGCUCUAUUUUCUAUGGUUUUAGCUGGCACCCUGCAACUCAUCAUGCAACAUUAUGCUCAGAAAGAAGGAAUAAAGUUCCAUAUUAUUGGUAAAGCGAACAUUUCUUAUGUUUCGCAUGUACACAUUUUAUGGGCUGUGCCACAGUUUAUAUUUCUUGGUAUUAGUGAAAUGCUUGUUGGAUUGACAGGCUUAGGUUUGGCGUGCAAGCUAUGUCCUGAUAAGUUUCAAAAGACAAUAACAAGCGUAUACUACCUCAUGGUUGCCUUAGGUCAUGUUUUAACUUUGUUGGUUAUUUGCGCUGGCUAUUUUACAUCUGAAAAUUAUUUUGAAGGGUUCAGUGCAGUGAUUUAUUUUUACUCUUUAGCUGGUGUAGCACUUAUUGCAAUAAUCCUUUUUACGGUAAUAUUGUCUUACCAAGAAUCUAUGACAUUUGUGGUUCACGACUCGGCGUCGCCAAAUACAAAAUCUUCGGAUACAGUAUCUUCUAUUUUAUAAAUUUAUUAUGAGUCUUCUUCAGGAAAAAAAAAGAUUUUUUGUGUGUUUA
Hydra vulgaris (swiftwater hydra) is the source of this 1855-nucleotide messenger RNA. RefSeq names its product solute carrier family 15 member 4. NCBI's taxonomy places the organism in Eukaryota, Metazoa, Cnidaria, Hydrozoa, Anthoathecata, Hydridae. Gene Ontology annotation, cellular component: membrane. The record is from RefSeq and is a predicted model, not a curated record. Gene Ontology annotation, biological process: transmembrane transport. Gene Ontology annotation, molecular function: transmembrane transporter activity.